UGCUGCCGCCGUCGCCGCCGCCGCUGCCGCUGCUGCUCCUCGCCGCCGCCGCCGCCGCCGCCUCCGCAUCCAGCAGCCACACAUGCAACAGCCACGACCGCCGCUCCUCCGCUCGGCAGCCCGGCGCCGCGGGGACACGGCCGCCGCUCGAGAGGGCACCGCCGAGUCCCCCGAUCUCCACUCCCCCCCAAGAAGAAACCCUUUACUCCCCGCCCCCGCGGUAACAAGCCCAGGGGCGGGGCGAGACCGGGGCUCCCUCCGGCCCCCUCCCUCGCCGGGAGAGAGCAGCGGGGUUCCCCCGCGGCCGACGGCGCUGGGCUGCCAGGCAGUGACACUGGCUGACUCCCCUGAGACUCCCCAGACGCUACCGGGGCUGCCCGGUCGCCCGGAUCCCCGUGACAAGCUCCUCGCUACCCUCUCGCCUCUCUAUCAGCCUCGGUGCCUGUCGGAGUCUCAGUGGACUAGUCCCCGCCCCUUGGCCAGCGGCCGCAUCUGCGCCUGCGCGGCACUCACUCCUAAUAAGGCUGGGGCCCCGCCCCUAUCGCCCUACCGAAGAGUUCGCAUUCUCCCGCCUUCCCUGCGCCGCCCGGGCGAUUGGUCCGUCAACUCUAGCCCGGGGCGGGGGGAGGGUGCGGGGGCCGGCCAAACGGCAGGCGGCGCCCCGCCCCCUCUUAAAGGGGCCGCAUGGCUGAGCCUGCCCCUCCGCCCGAAGGCUGACGGUUGCCCCCCGAGAGGCCGGGCGACCGCUUUCUCGUUUCCGUUCCCCACAGGGAUAGGCGGCGCCGGCUCGGCUCGCUCGGCCCCGAGUCACCGACCUUGCCUCCAUCUGGCGGAUCCGGCGCCUCCCUCGCGAGCCUCCGAGACAGCAGCGAGCGGCCCCCUGGGUGCUGCUGGCCGAGCGAGGCCUGAGGGGAACUAAGGCGACCCAGGGUGCAGCGGGCGCGGCUCCGGGCAUGCGCGGCGACUUCCCGCCGAUGGCCCCGCGGCCACGGUCGUGCUCCGGUCGCCGCUAGGCUCCGGGAGCACCGGGGGAGAAAUAGAUAUAAGAGUACUCGCCUAGUUUUGAUGAAACGUUUGUGUAAACCCCAUUGGGAGCAGCGUCUUUGAGUGAGAAAAGAGAAAACGCCAGAGUGAUGAGUUUGGGGUGCUCCUGCCUGGUUUGCAGCGCUAUACCUGUUGCACCGCCUGUUCAGAACACUUUCGAGCAGUGGUGUAUACUAAAGCAGCUGUUGGCAUGCCAAGGGGAAUCUAAGUCCUGGUCUAGAUGAAAAUUUGAACUUCGUAAAACACAAGGCGGAAUUCGGCGUCCUGAGGACAAGGGCUAUUUUGUAAGGCCUGAGAACUAAUGUGUUAAUAGCCUUUAACGCUGAGAUUUUGACCAGUGGAAUAUUAAGUCAACCCAGGCAAGCACACUAUUGAAUUUCUGAGAACGUGGGACGAAUUUUUUUGCCAUUAUUCUUUAAUAUUAAAGAGCCAGGUCUUGUUGAAAAUAAUCAUUGUUAAGCCGGGCGUUGGUGCCUCACGCCUUUAAUCCCAGCACUUGGGAGGCAGAGGCAUGAGGAUUUCUGAGUUCAAGGCCAGCCUGGUCUACAGAGUGAGUUCCAGGACAGCCAGGGCUACACAGAGAAAUGGUGUCUCGAAAAAAAACCAAAAAAGAAAAGAACAAAAGAAAUAAUCAUUGUUAAGGUUAUUGACUUCUUUUUUAACCUGAAUUAAUUUUUGUGUUUACUCACAAACGUGGUUCAGCCAAUGCCAGCUAAAAGGUCGAAUUAUUGCAAGCCGCUCUGUUUCUUAUUGGUUGGAGUUAGGCACUCUGUGGGCCCAUGGAUUUUAUACAGCCUGCUUUACUGAGCAACAGGCAGACUUACUGUGUGGGACCUGAGGAAAGUCGAUGAUGCAGACUUCUCAAGAGCAAAAAACAAGUUGGGAAGCAAGGAAGGAUUUUGGAAGGCAUUCUUGGUACCUCUAAUAACUCUGACAGACUGCAGGAGGAGAAAGAAAUCCGGAUCAUUGUGUUCCCACUGGCACUGGUAGAAAUCUUGACGAACUUCACACAUGAUAGACUUCUUGUUUCUGGCUUUGUAUGCCAGGCUAACUGACCCCAGGGCUUCUGGAAGAUUCUUCUCCACCUCUCAUCUUGCCAUGGGAGUUCCGAGAUUACAGACAUGUGCUAUGAGUUUCAGAAACCCAAACUCAUGUCCUGAUGCUUGUACAAGCACUUAACCCACUGAGCCUUCUUAUCAAAUAAUUUUAAAGGUAUGGAAUUUAGGAGUCAUACCUAUUAAAGAAGAAUCUGAGGAAGGCCACUGGGACUGGAAACAGUGGGAGAUGACGCCGGAUGAUGUCAUCAGAAGGCCACUGGGAAAGGAAACAGACAGGUAGAAGACCCCAAGGCCACAAAGCAGAGGCACAGGAAACAGCUUUUAUUUGUUAUAUGACUCAGAACUCCAAGAAACUCAGU
Molecule: messenger RNA, 2461 nt
Organism: Mastomys coucha (southern multimammate mouse)
Lineage: Eukaryota; Metazoa; Chordata; Mammalia; Rodentia; Muridae
Product: WAS/WASL-interacting protein family member 2-like
Exons: 4
Coding region: 83-919 (278 amino acids)
Source: RefSeq, a predicted model, not a curated record